Trichobilharzia regenti is the source of this 1393-nucleotide messenger RNA. Lineage: Eukaryota; Metazoa; Platyhelminthes; Trematoda; Strigeidida; Schistosomatidae. The record is from the annotation of a GenBank genome assembly.
AAUUCCAUACUUGUACCAAAAAUAGUGUGGAAUCAAGCUGCAAUGAAAAAAAGAACUUGUCAGACAAAGUUAUUAUACUUUUAGAUGCGAUUAUUAUUUUGCUGUCAUUAUUUCUAAGUCUGUUUUUUUUUAAAAAAACUGUAUAAAGUUGGAGAAAUUGACAUUUUAUUUCCUGGCUACUGUAGAAUUUAUCCAACUAAAAUAAACACUACUCCUUUCUCAUGAAAACGCCCUCAUUGUCUGCCGUCGUCUCUGUGUCUCUUCUUACUGUCUUUUACUUUCCUGUCAAUCCUUUAGGAUGACAACGUGUAUUUUACAAAUCCUGUACAAAUAUUAAAUAUUAUGCGUGAUUUAGAGGACACUAAUUUACGAUUGAUUCAGCACUGUCAAGAAUCAGAUGAUACCAUUGAAAUAUUACGGAAUCAAGUGAACGAAAGUGUAGAUAACUAUCAGAAGGAUGUUCGCAUUUUAUCGAAACACCAAACCUCCCUUCAAGAAGCCAUUAACUCGGAAAAAAUUAAAACUCAAUGCUUAAAUUUGAGUAUGAGUGACUUUUUAUUUUCGGGUUACAAUUCAGAACAGCAGAAAUUAAUUUUGAACGAUCUUCAUGAAAUUAUUACUGAGGUUUAUCGAGAUACUAUUCGGAAAUCUGACACACCAUUGAGUUCACUACAAAUGUUAUACGAAAUUGAGGCUAAAAUGGUUGACCUACUAGAAUUUCUGCAAACGCUUCCUGAAGAUGAAGUAAAGGAAGUGAAACAGGCCAAAGAAGCUGAACAACGACAACAAAUUAAAGAAGAGAAGAAGAAUCAACAACGGAUAUAUCAAGAGGAGCGAAUACAAAAGGCGUUAGAACGUGCAAAAGCUGAACCAAAGAAACAAACUGGGCGCAGACUGGUGACUCGAUCACAGCCUCCAGUAAUACAUAAAUCAGAUGACAAGAAAAAUGAUGCAGAAGCUAGAGAAGCAAAGGAGCUAGCCUUCUUAUUCGAAUGAAUAUGCUUUAACUAAUAAUAAUAAUAAUAAUCAAAACAGUAACAGUCUAACUUACAAAUUUAUCCACAGCUUUUCUUAAUAUUUUUCUACGCAUAAUAACCAUACUACUUAUAAUAAUAAUUAUUAUUAUUAACAUUCAAGAUUUUGUAAACUUUUCGUGUGCAGAUGUACAUUUUUACGGAUCGCAAAUUUCUCAUAUAGGGGCAACUGGGUAUGAUUCUUUAUUCCCAAUGCAUUGCUGAUCAACUGUACAAUGAAAAUAAAGUUUUAUCUUUGCUUGGUUUACCACUGAUAAAUUUAUUUCUCAUUCACACCCUACAGUAUGCUGUGCUCCAUAAUGUUUUAGCUUUGGCGAUGAACUCCUAACCAGACUUUUUCAGCUAGUGGUCAGUGUAUA